This is a messenger RNA of Monoraphidium neglectum, 2508 nucleotides long. RefSeq lists its product as hypothetical. The annotation marks the transcript as partial. The transcript is spliced from 3 exons. NCBI's taxonomy places the organism in Eukaryota, Viridiplantae, Chlorophyta, Chlorophyceae, Sphaeropleales, Selenastraceae. The record is from RefSeq and is a predicted model, not a curated record.
AUGGCGCUCAUAUUCCCAGACGCCGCCGACGCCGCGCCCGGCCCGCGGCAGCAGCAGCAGCAGCGCCGGCCCGAGCACGCCGGCCACGGCGGCGGCGGGGAGCGUGCCGCGUGGCGUGCGGCUGCUGGGGUGCUGUUGGAGCAGUUGGUAGGGGAGCUGCGGGAAGGUGGGGCGUCCCCGCUUUUAGUGCGCGCGGCGGUGGCGGCGGUGGGCGCACGCCUGCUCGCGGACUGCCCCCACGAGCGGCGGCUGCAGCGGCAGCUUGAGGACGCCGCCGCGGCGGCGGCCGCGGCAAAGCCGGGCCCCGCGCUCGCGCCGGCAUGCGGCCCCCUGCUUGGCCCCACGCCGCCGCGCCGCUGCGGCCACGCGCGGCCGCGUGCCACGCUGCGGCUGUCGGCGCGUGCGGCACUGGGCGCAGCUGCCCGGGGCGGGCUCCUGUGCCCGGAGCGCGCUCGCCUGCUCGGCGAUGCGUGGGACGGCGUCGCCUGCGGUUUGGACGCGGCAUUGCUGCGCUGCUCCAACACCAGUGCGUUUGAGACCGCGCAGCAGCAGCAGCAGCAGCAGCAGCAGCAGCAGCAGCAGCAGCAGCAGCAGCAGCAGCAGCAGCAGCAGCAGCAGGGCGAGGCGCCUGAUGAAGAAGAGGGCGCUCUCGAGGCCCUGGCCUGGCUCCUGGCGCCAAACCGCCUCGCACCCCUGCUGGCGCUCACCGCCGCCGCGCCCGCGGCAGAGCAGGGCGCCGCCGCGGCGCGCCUCGCCGGUUGGCUGGCCUCCGCCGCCCGCGUGCUGCACGCGGGUAACUGCCACGCUUCGGGUGGCGGCGCGGCGUGGCGGUGCGCGGCCGCCAUGGCGGGCGUGCACGCGGGCCUGGAGCUGCUGAUCUGGCUGCUGCUUGGGUGGCGGCGGCCGCUGGGGGCAAUUGAAACGCAGCUUGCAAUCACCAUUCGCGGCAGGGGCGGCGGCGACGGCGGCGGCGGCGACGGUGUCGACAACAGCUGCGAAGACGAGGACUCGGAGGAGGUUCAUACCGAAGAUGAGUCGGGGUCCGAAGGGGAGGACGGCGGGGCCGAAUCUGAUGCCACCGCCGCGCCGCCGCCGGACGCCGCGAUUGCGCUCUCAGCGUGGCUGCCGCCCGGCGAGCGCGGCGCGGCGCGCGCCCCGAGGCUCGUCUCGGAGCGCGACCCCGGCGCCGACGGCGUCGAUUCGGAUUUGCGAGACAUGAUCGGCGGCGUGGCGGCACUGGUGGGCGGGAACGCUGCCGCGGAUGAUCUCGGCCCAGACUGUAGCGGCGGCAGCGGGGGCGGGGGCGAAGCCGAGGAGCGGAGUGGCCCUGUGGCGUCAGACGUCUGGCGGGAGGCGGCGGCGGCGCUGCAGGCGGCAGCAGGCGCGGCCCCGGCCACGCCCGCUGCGGGGGCGGCGGCGGUGCAGCUGGAGCAGCCCGAAGUGGCCGUGGGGGCGGCCGCCUCUGUGAACUGGGACACCCAAGCGCACGCCGACGCGCUGCGUCGCGCUGCGGAGCUGCUGCCUGCGCUGUUCGACCUCCAUCGUGCCGCCCUCGGUGCGACGCUCGCGGCGGCGCUGGCCGGCGCGGGCGGGGGCGCCGCGGCCGCCCUCGAGGCGGCGCAGCACGUGCUGGAUCUGGCGGGGUCCGUGGAAGAGCUCGAGUCAGGGUUGGAAGAUGUGCACCCCGGGCUCGGGCAGCUCGCCGCCUGGCUGGCACGCCCGGCCGACUGGGUGGCGCGCGCCGGCGCGGCGGCGCUGGCAUCCACCCGCCGAGGCCUUCCGCAGCCGCCGCUUGCGGCGCUGCUGCUGCUGCACUGCUGCGCGGCCGUUCCCCAGCCGGAGGCGCGCGCGGCGCUCUGCUGCCAGCGCGCGGCGCUGCGGCUGCUGGUGGCCGCGGCGCGGGUCGCCCUGCACAGAUGGCCGGACGAGGGCCAGCGGCGGCUGUGGCAGGAGCUUGCGCUUGCUGCGCGCGAGGGCGGCGGGCGCUACCCAGUACUCGUGUCUUGGUGCGCCGACGCGGCAGGCCGCGGGCGGCGCCUGGGCAGAGCUGGCCGCCUCGGAGCGGCGGGCGCCCUGGCUGCGGGCGCCGACACACUGCACUUGGCGCUGCGCGCCGGCACGCUGGGCGGGUGCGAGGGGGCGCUGCUUGCGCUGCUCUCCAGCCUGCUGCAGGAGGGGGGUGUCAGGGCCCCCGGCGAGCCAGCGGCAUCCGCGGUCUGCACCGCGCUGCUGGAGCUGCCGGAGGAUCGCCUCGCCGCGCUGCUGCUCGCGCUGCUGCUGCGCCCCGCCGCCGACGCCGCCCGCGGCGCCGCCGCGCGCGCGCUGCUCGCGCGGCUGCUGUCCGGGCCGGGAGACUGCGCCGAGGGGGGCGACGGCUUGGGCUCACGCCGCGCGGCAGCGGCUGGCGCGCCCUUAGCUCUGCGCGUGCAGCUGCUGGGGCACUUGCUGGGCGCGCUCGUCUGGCUGAGGUGCGACCCCGCCGCCUCCGCCGCCGCGUCGGGCGCGGCG